CCCUCCUGCUGCUGUCUUCCCGCAGCCCCCGCGGCCAUGCCCAGCUCGGUGCUGUGGGCGGUGGACCUGUUCGGGAGGGUGUUCACGCUCUCCACAGCCGGGCAGUCCUGGGAGCUGUGCAGGGACGCCCAGCUGGAGUUCAAGCGGGUCAGCGCAGCCACCCAGUGCUGUUGGGGCAUUGCCUGCGACAACCAGGUCUACGUGUACGUGUGCGCCAGCGACGUCCCCAUCCGCCGCCGGGAGGAGGCCUAUGAGAAUCAGCGCUGGAACCCUGUGGGCGGCUUCUGUGAGACGCUCCUGCCGAGUGACCGCUGGCCGUGGAGCGACGUGAGUGGGCUCCAGCACCGGGCGCUGGACGGGGUGGCGCUGCCCUCGCCGCAUUGGGAGUGGGAGUCGGACUGGUACGUGGAUGAGAAUUUUGGAGGGGAGCCCACCGAGAAAGGGGGGUGGACAUAUGCCAUCGACUUCCCCGCCACCUACACGAGAGACAAGAAGUGGAAUUCUUGUGUCCGGCGGCGGAGGUGGAUCCGGUACAGGAGAUACAAGUCCCGGGACGCCUGGGCCAAGAUUCCGGCUGAGGAUGACCCCCAGCAACUGCCUGAUCCCUUCAACGACAUCUCUGUGGGGGGCUGGGAGAUCAUUGACGAGCCCGUAGGCCGCCUGUCUGUGUGGGCCGUGUCACUGCAGGGAAAGGUGUGGUACAGAGAGGACGUCAGCCACCCCAACCCCGAAGGCUCAUCGUGGUCCCUGGUGGACACCCCGGGGGAGGCGGUUCAGAUCAGCUGUGGGCCCCACGACCUGCUGUGGGUGACACUCUGGGAGGGACAGGCCCUGGUCCGGGAAGGAAUCAACAGGAACAACCCUAAAGGAAGUUCUUGGUCCAUCGUGGAGUCUCCCAUGUCUGAAAACGGGAUCAUGCACGUCUCCGUGGGAGUCGGUGUGGUCUGGGCUGUCACCAAGGACCGGAAAGUUUGGUUCCGAAGAGGCGUCAACUCUUACAACCCCUGUGGCACCAGCUGGAUUGAGAUGGUUGGAGAAAUGAUGAUGGUGAACGUGGGGCUAAAUGACCAGGUCUGGGGCAUCGGCUGGGAGGACCGGGCCUUGUACUUCCGUCAGGGUGUCACCCAGAGCGAGCUCAGCGGGAAGACGUGGAAGGCCAUCGUCGCCGGCCGGGAGUGUGACCGCUCGCACUCUGGCAGCUCGUCCAGCCUCCUCAGCGCUGGCUGCUUCUUUGGCGACGAGGUGAGGGGCAGCGGCGAGUCCUGUGGGCCCAGUGACACAGAUGCCUGCUCAGAGGCCGAGAAACCCGGGCCUGACCCGGACAUCGGCGGGACUGCGGAGUGUGGCGUGGAGGUCGCCGGCUCUGCCUCCGCCCCAGCUGAGCUGCCCUGGACCAACAUCGACCUGAAGGAGCCCAAGAAAGGACCCAGCCACUCGGCCCCCGGCUUUCCCGAGACCCCAGACCUCUCCUCGCUGGGCCUCCUCCCGCUGGGCUUGGAGGAGCCCUACAGCGCCGACUACCCCCCACUGUGGGCCUGGGUGUCAGGAGGAGGCUGUGCCGUGGAGGCCCACGCCGUGGUCAAGUGGUUCACCGUCCAGUCGGGCCUGUCCCCCUCGGUGCAGACGCUCUCGUUAUCCAUCACGCCCGCCCAGACCGCCGCCUGGCGGAAGCAGAUCUUCCAGCAGCUCACAGAAAGGACCAAGCGCGAGCUGGAGAACUUCCGACACUAUGAGCAGGCCGUGGAGCAGUCGGUGUGGGUGAAGACGGGGGCCCUGCAGUGGUGGUGUGACUGGAAACCGCACAAGUGGGUGGACGUCCGAGUGGCCCUGGAGCAGUUCACGGGGCACGACGGGGCUCGGGACAGCAUCCUCUUCAUCUACUACGUGGUCCAUGAGGAGAAGAAGUAUGUCCACGUGUUCCUCAACGAGGUCACGGCGCUGGUCCCCGUGCUGCACGAGGCCAAGCACUCCUUCGCCCUGUACACCCCCGAGAGGACGCGGCAGAGGUGGCCUGUGCGCCUGGCCGCCACCACCGAGCAGGACAUGAGCGACUGGCUUGCCCUGCUCAACCUGUCCUGCUGCGAGAGCCGGAGGGUCCACGGCCGCCCCUCCCCGCAGGCCAUCUGGUCCGUCACCUGCAAGGGGGACAUCUUCGUGAGCGAGCCCAGCCCGGACCUGGAGGCCCCCGAGCGCCUGCUGCCCUGCGACCAGAUGUUCUGGCGACAGAUGGGCGGUCACCUGCGGCUGGUGGAGGCCAACAGCCGGGGCGUGGUGUGGGGCAUUGGCUACGACCACACGGCCUGGGUGUACACGGGCGGCUACGGCGGAGGCUGCUUCCAAGGCCUGGCCAGCAGCACCGGCAACAUCUACACACAGUCGGACGUCAAGUGCGUCUACAUCUAUGAGAACCAGCGCUGGAACCCCGUCACCGGCUACACCAGCAGGGGUCUGCCCACUGACCGGUACAUGUGGAGUGACGCCACGGGGCUGCAGGAGUGCACCAAGACCAGCACGAAGCCCCCGUCCCUGCAGUGGACCUGGGUUUCUGACUGGUUCGUGGAUUUCAGCGUUUCUGGGGGCACUGACCAGGAGGGGUGGCAGUACGCCAGUGACUUCCCUGCCUCCUACCACGGGUACAAAACCAUGAAGGAUUUUGUCAGGAGGAGGUGCUGGGCCAGCAGAAAAUGCAAGCUGGUGACCAGCGGGCCCUGGCUGGAGGUGGCCCCCAUCGCCCUCGGAGACGUGUCCAUCAUCCCGGAGAGCCCCGGCGCCAACGGGAGUGGGCCCAGCAUCGCGCUCUGGGCCGUCAGUGACAAGGGGGACGUGCUGUGCCGUCUGGGCGUGUCCGAGCUCAACCCUGCUGGCUCCUCCUGGCUGCAUGUGGGCACCGACCAGCCCUUCGCCUCCGUCUCCAUUGGGGCCUGCUACCAGGUGUGGGCCGUGGCAAGGGACGGGUCCGCCUUCUACCGCGGCUCCGUGUCCCCCUCCCAGCCGGCUGGUGAUUGCUGGUACCACAUCCCAUCUCCUCCCAAACAGAGACUGACACAGGUGUCCGUGGGGCACACGGCAGUGUUCGCCUUGGAUGAAAACGGGAACCUGUGGUACCGCCAGGGGGUCACGCCCAGUUACCCGCAGGGAUCCAGCUGGGAGCAUGUGUCCAACAACGUGCGCCGCGUGUCCGUGGGGCCCCUGGACCAGGUCUGGGGAGAAGUGGGUGGAGGUUGGAUGCUGGCUCUGGGGUCAGGGACUCGGGGCGAUCCGGGUUCUGCUCUGGUCUCCCCCACUGCUGUCCCCAUGAUCCCCCUGUGGCGGGGGGGCCAGACCUUCAAGGGGUCUGCGUUCCAGGUCUGGGUCAUCGCCAACAAAGUCCAGGGAAGUCGCAGCCUGAGCCGGGGAACCGUAUGUCACCGCAUAGGCGUGCAGCCCCGUGAGCCCAAGGGGCAGGGCUGGGACUACGGCAUCGGGGGGGGCUGGGAUCACCUCUCUGUCCGGGCCAAUGCCACCAGAGCCCCCAGGAGCUCAUCCCAGGAGACACCCAGCAGACAGAGCGGGGAGCAGAGCCUCCCCAGCGAGCCCUUGAAGGUGGCUGGUGGCCCCCAGGAGACCUUGGGCCCUGUCUGCUGCUGAGGCAGGCUCCCUUCACCCAGAAGCUGGCGUUGUGCCAGGUUUGAAGGACCAAGGUUGACAUGUGCGCCUUCCUGUCGUGAGCCGUUCUCGUGCUGACAGUGGACGCCGGAAGGGGUGUCUCCAGGCCCAGACUCCAGACUCUGAGACUUUGGAGGGAACCUGGCCUGAGAUCAUGGCCACCUCAGAGGCACUGGCGGAAGCAGCCCAGAAAAGUGAAGCUCUGUGGACACCUUGUGUUCCCAGCUGCAAGGAGGACUGUGGUGGGGGGUGGGGGCCCUUCCGCCGGCCUCUCCUGCCCUUCCCUUCCCCCUCUGCCUCCUGCCUGUCUGAGUUGGGGACCUGGAGCCUGGAGCCUUCCAGGAAGCUGCCCCCAGGAAAGCAGAGCCCACAAAGGAGCCUCACAGGCGUGAGCCCCGGAGUCCCUGCACAGUGUUGGGCCCUGCCCCUUAAAGAAGAGCGGCCGUGAGGCUCGGGGCUGCUUUGCCCCAGGCCGUGACUGAGUCUCAGAGCAGCUCUCACAAAUGGGGUUUCAUUUCAGAAGUUAAGGAAGGGGCUGGAAGUCCGGAAAUAAAUGCUGAGGAGGGGCGUCUUCUUCCCCAGGUGGGCCGGGCCCCCCGGGGUGGACAGAGGACGGAGGGGUGGUCAGUGGCUGGGCGAAGCUGUCCAAGUACAGAGUCACUGUCAUCAGCCCUCAGCCAGCCCUUCCCCAGACGUGGUUGGGGCCGGGGGCUCCGACGCCUGACCGUGUUGCAGCAGGUGGCCUGGGCGGUGGAGACGGGCUGAGAAGGGUGCAGUGGCUGCAGC
Molecule: messenger RNA, 4431 nt
Organism: Vicugna pacos (alpaca)
Lineage: Eukaryota; Metazoa; Chordata; Mammalia; Artiodactyla; Camelidae
Source: RefSeq, a predicted model, not a curated record